GGAGAGUGGCGGAGAGGAUGCUGGAUGCUGAGACGCUGCUGCUGGCGUUCCACUUUCUGUCACGCUGAAGCUGCUCACAUCCUGACGGGAAAAAAAGACCAAGAACACAUCUGUGUGAACGCCGCAGGAUUGGCUGGACGAUGAACAUGUCCGGCGGUGCCCCGGGGGACGAGCUCACGGAUGAGGAGAAGGAGAUCAUCAAUGGCGUGCUGGCUCGGGCUGCCAUGAUGGAGGCCAUGGAGCAGCAGAGGAUCGAGCGUCUUUCCAGUCGCCUGGAUAAUAUCAAGAAGACGGCGUGUGGUGACGGACAGUCGCGUUGUCUGCUGUGUGGGGAGGCCUUCGGACCACAGGGAGUCACAGCUGUCCUGUGUGUCCAGUGCAAAAAACACAUGUGUUCUAAAUGUGGGAUCAGGAGCAACAGCAGGACGAGUCCGAUGUGGCUGUGCAGGAUCUGCAACGAGCAGCUCGAGGUGCAGAAGCGUUCAGGAGCUUGGUUCUUUAAGGGAAGAGGCCAGCAGAGUCUUCCAGCUCCUCUGCAGCUAUCCAGACCCAGACAGUCCAGCACAGACAGCACAGAGUCUGGUCCUGGAGGAAACGAUGGAUCUCUGGGGCUUGCAGCACAUCAUCAGGAGCAUGAGCUCAGUGCAGAGCCACAGCAGCAGCAGUCCUGUGGAUCAGAACAAUGGGAGCAGACAGCAAGAACAACAGCUGCCAACUGUAAUGAGACUCAGUCCCGUCCAGCAGCUGUAAUGAAGACGGAGACACAAGUGUUAGCCUCCAAACUGCCUCGGGCAAACUCGCAGCAAGUGGCCCCCACCUCAGAUGUGGUAAACAAGCUCCCAGAGAAGGAAGAGCCAAUGUCUCGGACAGCUGUGGAGGAAAAAAGACAACCGGUUGUCUCCAGCUCUGUUGCAUCUCAUAUUCCUGCAGCCAGAAUUAAUCCACCUGUAAACCCACCUGCCAACAACCCCACCCCCCCGAGACCCACACAGGAUCGAACAGAGGACGAAGACAAUGAAUACGACUCAGAUGACGCCACUACUCUGGGAUCGCUGGAGUUCAGUCUCCUCUAUGAACAGGAGAACCACGCCCUACACUGCAGUAUAGUUAAAGCUAAGGGUUUGAAGCCGAUGGACUCAAAUGGACUUGCAGACCCAUAUGUUAAACUGCACCUGUUACCUGGAGCCAGUAAGUCCAACAAACUUCGCACCAAGACACUGAAAAACACCCUGAAUCCAGUGUGGAACGAGACUCUGGUCUACCAUGGCAUCACGGAUGAUGAAAUGUCACGCAAAACUCUCCGGCUGUCAGUGAGUGAUGAGGACAAGUUUGGACACAAUGAAUUCAUUGGAGAGACACGAGUGGCCCUGAAGAAAUUGAAAUUCAACCAGAAGAAGAACUUCAAUGUUUGUUUGGAGAGAGUGAUCCCGGUGAAAAAGUCUGUGGGAGGAUCAGUCCGUGGCAUGGCUCUCUAUGAGGAUGACCUUCAAGAAGGCGAGGACUCGGAGGAGAGGGGUCGUAUCCUGGUAUCACUGAUGUACAGCAGCCAGAAGAGUCAUCUCAUAGUGGGCGUGGUCCGCUGUGCACACUUGGCUGCCAUGGACUCCAACGGAUACUCAGACCCGUUUGUUAAAGUAUGUCUGAAGCCAGACAUGGGAAAGAAAGCUAAAAACAAGACACAAAUCAAAAAGAAGACCCUCAACCCAGAGUUUAACGAGGAGUUCAGUUAUGAGAUAAAGCAUGCUGAGCUUGCCAAGAAAACCCUUGACAUCUCAGUUUGGGACUAUGACAUGGGGAAAUCCAAUGAUUUCAUUGGGGGGUGUCAGUUAGGCAUCCAGGCCAAAGGAGAAUGCUUAAAGCAUUGGUAUGAAUGCCUCAAGAACAAAGACAAGAAGAUUGAGCGCUGGCAUGUUCUGCUAAAUGACAACACCGUCCAGUUCGAAGACUGAAACCUCUCCUGCUGUUAUCUGUAUUUUCUUUCCAUCUUGUUCUCCCUGUAGAAUAUUGUCUUCCAGUGAGUACCGACGUUUCCUCCCUGCUUUUAUGUAGUGCAAUGUGAGAGCUGCAUUUCCAGCAGUUUACAGGUGACCAAGAUGGAUGUCGACCUAUCUGGGCUUUUUGUAAAAAAAAAAACAAAAAAAAACAAACAAAAGAGGAAAGCUUAUGAUAUCACAAACUGUCAUAUCAGAAAUAACCCACACCAGUGCUGCGGUUAGAAUUCAACUGAGCAAUUAUCAUGUUUUGUGGAGUACAUAAAACCCUUGUUAUCAUGAAGUUGGUUGUUAUGACGUGUGCUGAGACCCAGCAGCGGGAAUUCAAAGUUUCUAUCUCUGACCUCUUUCCUCCAUGUUUAUCUGUGUUUCUAUCACAUCAGAUCACGUGUUACGAGCUCAUCCUCCACGCUGUUCAUACAUCACCAAGUUCAAGCACAAGUUUAUUUAUGUAGCAUCUUAUCAGACACAGCGGCUUUCCACAGAGCUGUACAGGCAAAGAUAAGAACAAUAUGCAUUUAAAAUAAAAUUACACACAAGUUUAAAACAGCAUUUAUAGAAUAAAUAAAAGGGUCAUAAUAAUUAAAAACUGCAAAAAGCGCAGUCUUUAGUUUUAAAAAUAGCUCUUCUGUGAAAUACUUUUACUGAAGUGCUCUGCAUGAGCACAGUUUUGUGUUACUUAUACUUUACUUAAGUAUCUUUGUUUUUCUCCUACUUCAGACUUCCUUACCACUCUGUUUCAGAGGCUAAUAUUUCACUUUUCACCUGCAAAUUUAGUUUAAUAUUACACAAUCUAAUCAAUUAUGAUGUAAUGUUUUAGAUUAAGAUAAAACUUUAUUGAUCAAUGAGGGGAAAUUCUCAGACAGCUGAGCAGAUAAGAUAAUUACCUUUACAAGCUCCAACAUUACAGUUAUUAACUUAAUGACGCAUCAAUAAUCAUAGAACAAUUAUAUCAGAUACAUAAUGCCAAUCGCCUGAUGAGCACUUUUACUUUAAAGAUUCAUUUAUUUUGUUUCUUUUAAACCUUGGAGAUGACAAAGAGGGACAACCAUUAUUUAAUAGCUUAAUAGCAAUAAAAGUAAAAUACAUACUUUAGCAAUGCUAAAAAACAUAGUUUAUAUGUGGAUGCUAAUAAAAUUUUUGAAAAAAGUAAAUAAAAUUUAAAUGCAGUACUUUUGCUUGUAACUGAAUAGUUCUACUCUGAGGUAUUUCUGAGAGGCCGACUACGAGGGUAUGUUUGCAUUUUUCUUGUUACUAUGACUUGAAUUUUUAGUCUGCUGAUUGUAUUGACCUAUUUUGCAUGUAAUAAUGCAUGAACAAUGUCUAUAAGUAAAAGCCCAUAUUUCCAUGCAAUAAUUUAUUUAUAUCCAAAACCUACCAAACUGGUUUUAUCACUUGAUCAAAUCAGUCAUACUUUGUUUACAUAUCACAAGCCAUGCAUUAAAUACAACUGAAAGUGGUGAACCUAAAGAGUUUAAUUAAGAAACAAAGUACAGAACAUUAAAAAUAAUAAUGAAAUGAGGAACAAGAAAUGACAGUAAAAUUACAAGGUGAAGUAAAAACACAGCAGAUUAAAGUCAAGCUAAAAAGGUGAGUUUGAAAUAUUCUUUUAAGAUAUUCACAUUCACAGGCUGGAGUCAUAAACCCUAAAGGCAGCCGUGAUGGAGUCAGACAGUUCAGUGCUAUUCAUGCUGAGACUGUCACUCACACAGUUAAACAUUAAUUAGUUUGCGGCAUAAUUACUGUAUUCCAAUCUGUAGAUGUUUUGGUCACUUACUUUUGUCAUUACUUCAUGCAUGACUGCAAAGCAGAAGUACACAAUAAAGAUUAACAUCCAAUAUAAAAGAAGCUUUUUAAAUGAAGAAAAAAACAGAAUCUGGAAUGUUGUGCUUUAGUUUUAAUUUCGUUCAUUUGAUUUAAAUUAUAUUAGUGUUAGGAAACGGGUUGUAAUUGUACAAAAAUGUCAGAAACAAGAAAUACAAAACCUAUAACUGCUUAAAAAAAAUUUAACACUGGUUUACUGAACCAGCUAUGGCCAUGUUUUUCUUAAAGAGAUCUAUCUACACUGCUGCAAGAGGCUGCACCCUACUAAUAAAAAAGUAAAACUAACUAAAAAAAAGUCAAUUUAAUAUUCUCUCAAAUAAGAAAAUAAAAAUCAAGUAAGUUGCAACAUUUACAAAAUGAAGCUGUCCUGUACUUGUAACAGUGCAACACAAAAUAUUCUCUCAAAUAAAAAAUACAUACAAUCAUAUUCAUCCAUCCAUCAUCUAUACACCGCUCAAUCCUCAUUCACACCUACGGGCAAUUUAGAAUGAUCAAUUAACCUCAGCAUAUUUUUGGACUGUGGGAGGAAGCCGGAGUACCCGGAGAGAACCCACGCAUGCACAGGGAGAACAUGCAAACUCCAUGCAGAAAGAUCCCGGGAAAGCCGGGACGCGAACCAGGGAUCUUCUAGCUGCAAGGUGAAAGUGCUAACCACUACACCACUGUGCAGCCCUGCCAUACGAUCAUAUAAUAUCUAAAAUACAUAAUAAAAAGUGAAGCAUUUACAAAAUGAACUACUUGAAUUAUGCCAUUACUGUCAGGUAACUCUCUCAGCAGCAGACAGCAGAUAUUGGAAACGCUGUAGACAACUGUGUUUAUUAGAAAGAGCUGCUGUGACUUGCUGGCUGAAAUGUGGACAAGAGGGAACUUAAUAAUGGGACUAGAUUCCUUUCAGCAUGUGUUAUCAGUCUGUUUUAGUGUGGUCUCAUGGCCACUGUUAUAGUAAUAUAGUGUUUGUUAUCACUUUUGUUAUCACUCUGGCCUGGUCUGACUUGUUAGCAAGAGGCUACGUACAUACCACAGGGAGCCGGGUUUGUCCUUUACUUACUUUCUUUCUCGCAUCGCUGGUUUUCACAUUCAGGUAAUAGUGUCUAAAAAGAGUGAGCAAGUUCAACGAACAACCAGCUACAUACUUAGAUCAACAAUGCCGGCACUCAAGUUUCAUCUAAUCCUCCUGUCUUUGUCCAUCAUUACUGUAGGUAACUGAGAAACUGUUCCCAAACACAACACUUCUAUGAUGGUUGAGGCUCUUCAAGUGCUAAUUGGUCUGUGGUUGCCAUGACUACAAAGUUUCAAAUUGAUUUCAACACACACAAAGCAUUCUGUAGGUGAUAACAAACAUAUACAAAAUGAUCAUAAAGAGACACCACAUGGCUACAACAAUAUGCAAAAUGACAACAGACAUCAAAUAUCAUGUGUAGCCCAUUUUGAGCAGCGGCUCCAAUAAUCAUGUACACACACAUGCCAAACCAUAAGUCUAGCAAUAUAAAGCUUUGAUACAAAUACACUUGCAGUCCUAGUUAGAAAAUAACCCAAGUUGUGUGUGUGUGUGUGUGUGUGUGUGGCCCUCCGUCACGCUUCACUCUAGGCUGUGUGAGGUGAACAGACAGGAGACCAUGGCCACCUCUUAGCGCCACCUGUGGCCUUCGCUUGACAACCAGACUUUAGAAAAACCGAAGAAACCACAACUAGACACCAGAGAAAUGCAGUGGGUACAUGUCUUUAAACCAUGUCAGACAGACAUAAAUAGGAAAAAAACAACAACAACAACAAAAAAUCUAAAACACCCAUGCAUACAAAAUAACAUACUAGGCUGGAAUGUUCAUAUUGGGCUAGCUUUGUCACACAAACUAAUGAGAAUGAUCUGUUCACAGCUAGGUAGGUUGAAGCUAAACCUAAAAGUUUUUUUUUGAGGCUCUAUUUUAACCCGCUUCAUCACCAUGGUAACAGAUGCUGCACAGCUAACCUGCUCCAGAGGAGUUUCUGAUUGGCUGUUAGAAGCGCCACCCUUUGACCAGGUUGUAAUAUCAUUAUAUCUGCAAACCUGUUAAGCAGUACAUUAAUAUUGCCACAGACUAAGGUCAUGUAGUUGCAGCAGGCAAACUGUAUGCAUCGUGUUGUCAUGGAAUCCUUAAUGUAUUCAGUUGGUGAUGCAGAAAAUGCAGAAAUGGGUGUCCAGGAAACAUGUUGCUGCACUGAUUCAUAUUUUGUUCAGAGUUUACUUACUUGUUAUUUAAAACAAAAUGAAUUAUGAGAAUUUCAUAUUUUCAGACCGGCAAAUUCAAAAAAACCAAAAAAAACUCCAUUUCCCCCUAGAAGCCAUGUAAGGGUUCAGUAUCUCCAGAAAUAUAACUCCCACAGUCACAACAUUUAGCGAAGGCACAGACUAAAUUGUUUUUAACUGAUCCAAGUGAUUGAAUGGCUAGAGCAAGGGGCCAUUUAAAAAAAAAAAGAUCUUAGUCUUUGGUUGAUUUUUCACUGCCUUUUGAAGCCUCUAACAUCUGUAGAAUUUGUUGUGUGAUUGUAUGGCGGGCCAAGGUAAAUGAAGCCAGUAUUUGAAGAUCAUCUUCAAGCUGUCAAUUCUUAGACUCAAGGUAAACACUGAGCAUCAGCCCUUCUUCUUUACUACCACAACAUUAAUUACAUUUUUGUUACUGUGCAUACUUAUUGUGCAUUUUGUUAAAUAUUAAAUGGUAUAAUGACAGGAUGUGGGGGGAAAAAAACUAUUAUGUUGUUGUUGUGAAAUGCAUUUCUGAUGCAGAUAACACCUUCUCCUGUGCAUAUAUGAGCUUUCUGUCAGUCUAAAAGGAAAAAGACCAAAAUGCUUCUGCAUGACAUUUUAUUGUGAUAUUAUCAUGAGAAUAAAUCUGAUUAUACAGUGGAAUUUGUUCCACAAAUCUACUGAAGUAUUCCUCCAUAGAUCUCCACUGGGUUCUGUAAAGCAUCUUGAGACAAUCUGAAUUGUAAUUGGCACUAUAUAAAUAAUACAGAAUUGAAUUGAAUCUAUUGGAUUGACAUGCUUUAAUGCCAGGUUCAGUGUCUUCAGGUACAUGUUUCUCUCUGUACUCUGUAUUGAUGCAUGUAUGAACUAAUAUUGUAGCAUAUAUGUGGCUAAAUAAAGACAUGAUGGCACUUC
This is a messenger RNA of Amphiprion ocellaris (clown anemonefish), 6951 nucleotides long. RefSeq names its product rabphilin 3A homolog (mouse), a (gene rph3aa). Gene Ontology annotation, biological process: intracellular protein transport. Gene Ontology annotation, cellular component: membrane. The transcript is spliced from 16 exons. The coding region runs from base 141 to 1949 and encodes 602 amino acids. The record is from RefSeq and is a predicted model, not a curated record. Gene Ontology annotation, molecular function: small GTPase binding. Lineage: Eukaryota; Metazoa; Chordata; Actinopteri; Pomacentridae.